AUGAGAAGAAUCAUCAACGCUUUUACAAACAUUUCGCUUUUCGGACGAGAAGAGACAAAAAGCGGAGAUGUGCUGCUGGAAAAUGCGGUUAAUUCACCAGAUGAAACGGGAAUUUGGCUGAAAUUUGUGGUGAUCUCCGAUACGCAUGAGGAAAUGGCAAAAAUUAUGAAUCGAAUCCCCGAUGGUGACGUCCUCAUUCACUGUGGAGAUUUCACGAAUCACGGUGAUGAGGAAAGGGUACGAGAGUUCAACGAUCAACUCGCACAAUUGCCCCAUCGACGGAAAGUGGUCAUCGCGGGCAAUCACGAGAACGGUUUCGAUGCACAAUUUUACGAAAAGGCAAAACUUUUGACGGCAUGCGAACUGUUAAACGAUACUUCUAUUGAGAUUGAGGGAAUUAAACUCUACGGAAGUUCGUGGCAUACAAUGAACUAUCGUCUUUUCUCAACUCCGCCUUUCUACUGUGAACCCGGAGAGGAGACUCGAGAGAAAUGGGCGAAAAUCCCCGACAAUGUCGACAUUCUCAUCACACAUCAACCACCAAAAGGUUUUCUAGAUGGACGAUAUGGAGAUGUUGAACUGUUGAAAGCGGUUGAAGCAAGAAAUCCCAAAUUUCAUUGCUUCGGUCAUGUUCAUGGUUGGUUACGGGGUGGCGAGCAACGGGAAAACGAUUUUCAUCAACGCAGCUCAGUUCAGGGGUUUUGGGGUAUCUCCUCCACUCGUCCACCCAUUGUUUUCUACUUUAAAGUGCCUGGUUCA
Messenger RNA from Mesorhabditis belari, 759 nucleotides. NCBI's taxonomy places the organism in Eukaryota, Metazoa, Nematoda, Chromadorea, Rhabditida, Rhabditidae. The record is from the annotation of a GenBank genome assembly.